AGACACCCUUGUUGCCAACUUUGUUGCAGCCACCUUUUAGGAUAAUCAUCAAUUCUGCCUGAAGGACUGAGGAAAGGCACCUGCAAAAGUUGUUGGCCAGUUCCGCUCUGCUGUAAGACUGACACCCGAAGGCAGCUGAGUCAUGGCUGCCUCUCCCGGAGCACCGGGAACUGAAAACAGUGUCAAUGUCUCUUCAGUGAAAGAAUACACGAGGCACAAAGCAAGAAUAUCCCACAAUGGGCAUGAGUAGUUUGAAAUUGCUGAAGUAUGUCCUGUUUUUCUUCAACUUGAUCUUUUGGUUCUGUGGCUGCUGCAUUCUGGGCUUUGGGAUAUACUUCCUGGUCCACAACAACUUCGGGGCACUCUUCCACAAUGUGCCCUCCCUCACGCUGGGCAAUGUGCUUGUCGUCGUGGGCUCCAUCAUCAUGGUGGUUGCUUUCCUGGGCUGCAUGGGCUCCAUCAAGGAGAACAAGUGCCUGCUUAUGUCGUUCUUUGUCCUGCUGCUGAUCAUCCUCCUUGCUGAGGUGACCUUGGCUGUCCUACUCUUCGUGUAUGAAAAUCAGCUUGAUCGCUCUGUGACUCAAGGCCUGAAUGACAGCAUCCAGCAGUACUACUUUGACAAUAGCACCAAGGAGGCAUGGGACUCCAUCCAGAAAUUUCUGCACUGUUGUGGUGUAAAUGGCACAAAAGAUUGGGCCAGCAAUCCACCAGCUUCUUGCCCUUCAGUCCCACAAGUUGAGGGUUGCUAUGGCAAAGCAAAAAUGUGGUUCCAGUCCAACUUCCUGUAUAUUGGCAUCGUCACUAUCUGUGUGUGUGUGGUCGAGGUGUUGGGGAUGUCCUUUGCGCUGACUUUGAACUGCCAGAUUGAUAAAUCCAGCCAGGCCCUUGGGCUGUGACCUGCUACUGCCUUUGCUGAAAAGACUUGUUUCAUCUCUGGAAAUCCAAAACCACCUACAGCAUGAAAGCCUAAUGGUCACCUUCCAGAUUGACAUCUUUGUCCCCCUCUCACCUCUUCCCUGUUUUGGUCCCUGUUUCACACAACCAGAGAAGAGGGUGUUGGCCAGGCACUUCCCACCUCAGAAAGCAAGAUAUUCACCCACUCAUCGUGGCAGCCAUGUCACUCAAAGCAGUGACACUAAUAUCUGAACAUUUUUUAGACACAAGAGACUAAGAGAACCUGUGGCACUAAUAGCUCACAAUCAAAGGAUGGGUGUGGGACUUAAAUUUUUGCAUCUUCCCAUUGUCAAACAAGUUUCUUGUCUCUGAAUCAAGCAAGAGACAAGCUAAAGGGACCUCUGGAGCCAGACCUACUGGAUCAUUGUCACAACCCUAUUUCCUUUAGACUGUGAGUCUUUGCGACAGAAAUGAUGGAGUACUCUUUCUUCAGACAGCGAGGUUUCAUUUCAAUCUCAUUCAUUUAUUCUGUCUCUCCAGAGGAAACUAUCUGAUCAUUCACAUCCUGACUUCAGCCAAUCUCUUAGCCUUUGAUUUACAUAACUGUGGAGGAACUCAGCAGGACCAGUAUCUCUCAUGGUUCAGUUGAUAAUCACAUUCAGAAGAGUUCUGCUCUGACUGGUGUGGCUCAGUGGAUUGAGUGCCGGCCUGCGAACCAAAGGGUCGCUGGUUCGAUUCCCAGUCAGGCCACAUGCCUGGGUUGCAGGCUAGGUCCCCAGUAAAGGGUGCAUGAGAGGUAACCAUGCAUUGAUGUUUCUCUCCCUCUCUUUCUCUCUCCUUUCCCCUCUGUCUAAAGAUAAAUAAAAUCUUUUUUAAAAAGUGUUCUGAUGUUAUUUCUUUACCACAUAAGGUUUUUGUUAAUGUACUAUUUUAGCUCUUUAAUAAAUA
Molecule: messenger RNA, 1842 nt
Organism: Pteronotus mesoamericanus
Lineage: Eukaryota; Metazoa; Chordata; Mammalia; Chiroptera; Mormoopidae
Gene: CD53
Product: CD53 molecule
Exons: 9
Coding region: 237-896 (219 amino acids)
Cellular component (GO): plasma membrane
Source: RefSeq, a predicted model, not a curated record